Messenger RNA from Ceratitis capitata (Mediterranean fruit fly), 1126 nucleotides. RefSeq names its product EP300-interacting inhibitor of differentiation 3 (gene Nse4). NCBI's taxonomy places the organism in Eukaryota, Metazoa, Arthropoda, Insecta, Diptera, Tephritidae. The record is from RefSeq and is a predicted model, not a curated record. The transcript is spliced from 5 exons. Bases 99 to 989 code for a protein of 296 amino acids. Gene Ontology annotation, biological process: DNA repair. Gene Ontology annotation, cellular component: nucleus; Smc5-Smc6 complex.
UUAUUUACUUUCAUUCGCGCCCUACUAUUAUUUUGUUUACAAUUUAAUUUUUGUGUUAUUUUGUAGUUUUCCAAUUGAAGUUCAUAAAAAAAACUAUAAUGAACAAUACUUGUGAUGGAUUGAAUGUUUCACAACCGCUGGAGCGAAAGCAGCGUUUGAGAGAAUUAAUUGACAUAAAUAGAGAAAUACAUACACGUUUGGCAGAGCAAAGUAUCGAAGAUACACUGAAUCAACUAUCCAGUGUCGUAAAAAGCUCCGACAUCAUUCAUGGCGAGGGCAACAUCACCGAUCGAGCUGAACACACCAGCGAAGUGAUGCGUGAUGCUCAAUUGCUCAAAAUGAAUCACGAAUUAAUGUCCAAGGUAUUCCAACAGAGUUCGCUGAUGGGAAGUUUCAGUGAGCAAAUCUAUCAAAAUGCUAUCCGUCAAGCCGUAGCCACACAAGGUGAAGAUGAUUGGAAACCAUUGACGGAGAUCGCAUGCUCUAUAGCGCGCAUGGCACGUGCGAAAUCCUCUAUGCUUGGUGCAUAUAAAGUUGAAGUGAAGGAACGCAUAGCGAAAGAGCGACAGCAACGUAAGAAAGCGGAACAGGCGGAAGAAAAACAACCCGAACGUGUCGAUAAACUGCAGCGCAAGGACAAGGGUGCCAAUAAACUGAAUAUUGUCGGCGGCCAAUUGCGUCGUUUAUUAAACAAUAAUUCCGGUCGACCCAUACCAUAUUACAAGCUCAUUAUUGAUCCAAAGAAUUUUAUGAAUACCGUUGAAAAUGCCUUUCAAAUUGCCUUCCUAGCACGCGAUAAUCUCAUUGCGAUCGAGCCGGGUGAAGAUAAUUAUCCACAUGUACGGUUGGUGCAUAGCGAGGAAGUGAAUUCGGUCAAAGAGACCACGCAAGCCAUUUGCACGCUAAAUCUGGAGAAGUGUCGGGAAAUGAUUCUCUUUUAUGAUAUAAAAAGUCCAAUGCUUGUUAUUGAAAGUAAUCCGGAUGAAUGAAAUUUUCGUGACCUUGAAAAAUUUACUAUAUACCCGCUUUGGCAAAAUAAAGUACAAUUAAAUAAUAAGUUUAUAUAGGUAUAGCUUUAUGUAUACUAUUUCUGAAAUAAAGCGUGAGAAUUUAAAUUUUUUACAUA